Caenorhabditis elegans is the source of this 4425-nucleotide messenger RNA. RefSeq names its product Tripeptidyl-peptidase 2 (gene tpp-2). NCBI's taxonomy places the organism in Eukaryota, Metazoa, Nematoda, Chromadorea, Rhabditida, Rhabditidae. The transcript has 9 exons. Gene Ontology annotation, molecular function: tripeptidyl-peptidase activity; serine-type endopeptidase activity; serine-type peptidase activity. Gene Ontology annotation, biological process: proteolysis. The record is from RefSeq and is marked reviewed. Bases 167 to 4291 code for a protein of 1374 amino acids.
AUUUUCUCUUUUUUUUCACAAUUUGUGUUCGUUCUGUUUACCAGCAACUGUCGUUUGAAAAAUUGUUUUGCAGAGAGCUUUGGGUAAAAACAAUAUAAAAAUAGAUAAGUAGCACACCAAAAACGCUCGCCUAAAGCAGAUUUUGAAUCAUUUUGUUUUCGCAUAAAUGAUAGUGAUAAGAAACUGGCAGCGUAUUAGCUAUUUAUCAUUUUGUCGAUUUUCAACUCGAUCACUGUCAAUUCAGCAAUUCCAGAAAACUCCUCUGUUGCUGGUAGUGAGGCAACAAGGAUCUGCACGUUUAAAAAUGACUUCUUCUCCUCCUGAAAUAGUCCCGCAACAGCCAUUAGAUGCGUUGCUUCUCAACAAGACGGAUACAGAGCAGGAAAUAUUUCUCACAAAAUACCCCAAUUAUGAUGGAAGGGAUAUUUUGAUUGCAAUUCUGGAUACAGGAGUUGAUCCAUCGUUGCCGGGAAUGCAAGUUACAACAACCGGAGAAAGAAAAAUGUUUGAUGUUAUUGACUGUUCUGGAGCUGGUGAUGUUGAUACCUCGAUCACAAGAACUGUCAAAGAUGGAGUUAUUGAAGGAAUUUCUGGACGAAAAUUAGCGAUUCCAGAGAAAUGGAAGUGCCCAACUGGACAAUACCAUGUAGGACUGAAGCCAAUCUUUGAGCUCUACACGAAGGGAGUGAAAUCUCGUGUUAUCAGCGAACGGAAAGAGGAUGUUGUUGGACCGUCUCAUAACAUCGCAGCUUCGGAAGCUUUGAAACAACUUACAGAACAUGAAAAAGUAGUUGGAGGUACCAGCGAAAAAACUUCAGACAAGUGGGCAAGAGAAGACUUUGCGUGCAAAGUUGAUUUCCUGAAAUCAAUGGCUUCUGUAGCCGAUGUUGGACCAGUUGCUGAUGUCGUCACCUGGCAUGAUGGUGAAAUGUGGAGAGUAUGCAUUGAUACAUCUUUCCGUGGACGAUUAGGAUUGGGCAAUGUGCUCGGAACGUUUCGUGAAACUGGCGACUAUGCUUAUCUUACUAAUAAGGAUUCUGUUGUGUAUACUGUGCGAGUGAGUCCCGAUGGAAACCUCACGGAAAUCGUCGUCCCAUCUGGUGCACAUGGAAGCCAUGUUGCAGGAAUCGCUGCUGCAAACUAUCCAGAUAAUCCUCAAAAGAAUGGACUUGCUCCAGGAGCAAAAAUUCUCUCACUAAACAUUGGAGAUCAUCGUUUGGGAGCUAUGGAAACUGGACAAGCAAUGACGAGAGCAUUCAAUAUGUGCGCCGAGUUGAACGUCGAUAUCAUUAAUAUGUCAUUCGGAGAAGGAACUCAUUUGCCGGAUGUUGGACGCGUCAUUGAAGAAGCUCGACGAUUGAUUAAUAGACGAGGCGUGAUCUACGUUUGCUCAGCUGGAAAUCAAGGACCUGCGCUUUCUACUGUCGGUGCUCCUGGUGGAACUACAACUGGUGUAAUUGGAAUUGGUGCUUAUUUAACUUCCGAAUCAGCUGAUACGCUCUACGGUGUUUACAAGCCUGUCGAAAGUAGUAUUUACCCAUGGAGCUCUAGAGGACCAUGCCAAGACGGAAAGCUAGGAGUUAGUCUUGUGGCUCCAGCGGCUGCAUUUGCUGGAGUUCCUCAAUAUUGUCGCCAAAGUAUGCAAAUGAUGAAUGGAACAAGUAUGAGCUCUCCCAAUGCAGCUGGAAAUGUCGCUUGUAUGCUGUCAGGAUUGAAGCAGAAUAAUUUGAAAUGGACUCCAUACACCGUUCGCAUGGCAUUGGAAAAUACUGCCUAUAUGCUUCCACAUAUUGAGUCAUUUUCGCAAGGACAAGGAAUGAUCAAGAUCGCCACUGCGUAUGAAAAACUUUCCGAGAUUUUAGUCAAUAAAGUGUUCCCACCAAGACUGACACAUUUCGAGAUCAAUGUAUCGAAUCACUGCAAGAAAUCGAAAGGUGUAUAUGUUCGUGAGCCUAACUGGAAUGGACCGCAGGAAUUCACGAUUGGCGUUGAACCAAUUUUCCAGAAUCAUCUAUCUGAUAACAAUUUACCUGCAAUCAGUUUUGAGAAACAGAUUAUUUUACAAUCAACUGCUCCAUGGGUUUCUCAUCCACAAACAAUGUUUGUGGUAGCUCAAGAAAGAACAAUGGUUGUGACCGUUGAUGCAUCAAAAGCACCAAAAGGUGCAAACUACACUGAAAUUGUUGGAAUUGAUACGGCUGAUCCAUCAUUGGGACCGAUUUUCCGUAUUCCGGUUACUGUAAUCAAUCCUGAGAAGGUAGCGGUUGAUCAAUACACUUCUAGACUUGUUGGUAAAUCGGGAGUCACCGAAAGACGAUUUGUCGAAGUACCGUCGUGGGCAACCAGUGCAAAGAUAACACUCCGAUCUACUAACAAAGACGAAAUGGAUAGAUUUACACUUCAUACGGUCUACAUUGAGGAUGAUAAAUGUUCCCGAAACACAGAAACUCAAAAAAUACAGGGUCCAAUUGGAAAUGAAUGGAGCAAGUCGAUUACUGUUCAAGGUGGAAAGACUCUUGAAGCAUGUGUUGUUCGUGCUUGGUCACGUGGAAAGAAUCCUGUGGAUGUUGACAUGACCAUCGACUUCUUUGGAGUCAAAAAGCCAACUUCUAUUUCACUGAUUCAUGGAGCAACUAACACGCCCAUUCGCUUCCAAGCUGCUCCAACGAAAAGUAUCGACGUUUCUCCUUCGAUUUCUCUAAAAUCACUUGUUGUAUCACUGAAACCACAAUCUGCCAAAGUAGAACCAUUGGGACCACGUGAUAUGUUCCUUACGUCUGGACUUCAAAUCAAUCGUCUUCUGUUGACUUAUCAGCUUAAAGUUCAAAAACCAAGUGAAGUGCAACUUCAACUUGCUGGCCUUACUCCAUAUUUGUAUGAAUCUCCUGUGGACUGUGUACUCUUCCAAAUUUUCGGAGCAAACAAGUCGUUUGUGGGUGCUUCUUCUUCGUACCCGGAUCGUUGGACUCAGAAGCUUGAGAAAGGAGAUUAUACUAUUCAGGCUCAGAUUAGAUAUCCGGAUGAUCAAGUUUUGCAAGGAAUGAAGGAACUUCCUCUGCUUGUUCAUGUGAAACUUGGAAACAAAAUUUCUGUUGACCUCGCAGCUUCUGCCAGCGAUGCAACACUUGGAAAAGAGUGCAAAUUUGCUGGAAAAGCCCUUCUUCCAAAUCAAGAAAUGACCGUCUACGCUAUGAAUAUCGCUGAUGAUAAAUUGCCAAAGACUAUCGUACCAACAAGUGGAAGUUUCCUUGCUGGAACAUUUAGUGCUCUCAAGGAUUCUGAUUUGAGUGAUGUAGACAAAUCUGAAGUUAUUUACUUUCUCAGUGAGUACUCUACUCGUCCUACGAAAGGAUUGUCAAUGGUUACAACAAAGAAAGAUACGAAUCAAAAUCAGGAAAUGACUGACGCCAUUCGCGAUUUGGAAGUAUCAUGGGUGCAAAAAUUGACAGACGAAAAGGCAGCGAAAGAAUUUUUCGAAGCUUGUCUGCAGAAGUAUCCAGAUCAUCUCCCACUACUUCAGAAUCGAGUAAAGCAAUUGAUGCAAGCAAAACUUGUGGAUCAAACACCGGAAAACGUGCAGAAGAUUAUUGAAUUAUGUGGUCAAAUUUUGCAAAUCACAAAACCGAAUGAAACUCUUCAGUUCUCAUCCGUCAAGCAAGAACAUGAUGAUGAUCUCCUUACUGUUGACAAAUGGCUGGCACUAACCGGAGGCAGUGAGGACCAGCGAAAGGAUGUGGUGAAGUUGAUUUCACAAUUUGAGGAACGGAAGAAAAGUAUUAUUCUCGCUUUGCAAGCUCUUUCAUCAUUGGAGCAGGAUAUUGAAGUUCGUAAGAGCAAGUUCGACGUUCCAGCAAGUCUUCGUUUCGGAGGAAUCACUCCUCUAAUUUUCGGUGGAAAGCAAGGAGAAGUGAUCAAUAAGAAGUCUGAAGGUUAUGAAGCACUGAAAUCAAAAUCUGAACAAAUUGAUGCAACUGUCUCUGAAGAACUGAAAAAGUUGGAUAGUAAUUGGACUGGAAAUCAGUUUUACGUCAAGCUUCUCGUUUGGUUGUCUGCUGAUGAUACUAAAACUGCACUGAUCUCUGCCAAACAUGCAGCUGCUCUUGGACAAUUUGGAAGAUGUGCAAAGCUUCUCAACAAAGCUGGAGAUGAACUGAAGUCGUCUGCUACUGAUUCGCAAGCUGUUGAUACAUCAUUGGCUGAAGUCUGCGAAAGUCUCGAGUGGAAUCAUCUUGCUACUCACUUUAAAAAUUCGGCUCUGAUCAAAAACAGAACCUCCUACCGUCUUUUCUAAUUAGUGUAUCAUAAGAAAUUUCGCGGGUUUCUUUUUUCUGGAAGCUUUUUUGCUUCCAUUUCCGUUGUGAAUCAAAUGAUUUUCCCAUUUGAAUAGAUAAACUUUUAUUGUUUUAUAAAUGAGAUCAAACAAAA